Molecule: messenger RNA, 4544 nt
Organism: Armigeres subalbatus
Lineage: Eukaryota; Metazoa; Arthropoda; Insecta; Diptera; Culicidae
Exons: 6
Coding region: 607-4383 (1258 amino acids)
Source: RefSeq, a predicted model, not a curated record
UUCGACUCUGGACUUUUAAGGAACUGUCAAAGUGGUGGAAACUGUCAAAAAUUUGCACUUCGCGUUGUUUUUCCUGACAUAGCAGUUUCGUUGGUGUGAAUAUCUGCGGAAAAUAGCCGGAAAAGCUGUCGAAAACAGAUUAUUGAAAAUUCAUGAAUGAUAGUCCUUCCCGCGCAUUGAAUGAUUGAACAAUAUUAAACAUCACCCAAAAAUUAACUAAACCAGUCAAGCGUUGCAGUCGCGCACUCGCGCAUUGCGAGAUCCUUUGCGUCUGUGUUUCGAGUGUAGAAAUAGUGUUUCCAGUAUUUGUGUUAGUGCCUGUGUAGAUCACAGCUGAAGUGCUGCGAAGUGCAACGGUUUGUGGCUAAUCCUCCGAUUCAGAACCUGACUGCUAUCCGGUUCUGGACUCGUACAAGAAUUAGCACGGUUGCGCAUUGCUUCGCUAAAAUAACAUUCGCAUGCAGAAGUGUGGACGGAAGUGAAGUGCUGGAAAGUGUAACGAACCCAAGCGGAAUCAGUGUUGUCGCGUGAAGCGGAGGAACACCAUUAGUCAGGAGGUACAGGGCUGCCGUAUCUGUUGGGCAGUACCGAAUUCGUCGCAGCGACAUGGACGAGGACAUAGCCCGGAUCGGUGGAGGAAAUAACGACAAUGAAGCGAGGACUCAGACCGAGAUCGAUAUCGAAAAGCAUGUGCUCAAUACCACGGUCAGGCUUUCCGACAAUACGGACGGAAAGGUCUUCAGUCGAAAUGGGCGAAACAAGGAGAACCAGCUUAUUUAUUCGUGUCACCUUUGCGGCGUUACCAACCUGCCGGGGGAACGCGUCUUUCAAACUCAUAUCGCUGGUCGGAAGCAUCAAAGCCGGAUGAAUCUGCCGACGAUCGAUGCGGAACACUUCCGUAAUUCAACUGCUCCGAAAGCCAAUAAGAUCCAUAUGCACAUUGCGCCGGGUGAGCCGGUUCCACCAGGGAUGGAGAAUGAGGUGAAACCGGUGGCGGAACUUCAGGCCACCAUAGACCGCUUCAAAGAAGGCCCGAUGAUUGGGCUGGAGUACAUCAUGGAACUAAGCUCUUCCGGAGCAAAGGAACCUAGCUACCAUUGUGUUUUGUGCGAUAAGAAAGGCGACCCUAGAACCAUUGUAGUACACAUCACUAGCUUCAUUCACCGAAUGAAAUUUCUGGAAAAGCACUAUCCGACGGUGGUCAAUGAGUUAGUGCCCUAUCGUGGCCAACGGGGUGCCACCAAGGAGAUUAUCGCCCGUGUCGUCCAAACUGUUUGUGAAGCGAUCGAGGAUCACCAUGGGCGCCUGACGCCGAACGUGCACGAAAGUGGCGACUAUUCCCGCAACAAGAUGAAGUAUCAGCAGGAGGUAUUCUUUGAGAAGCACUUUGACGAGCGUACGGGACCCAAGUUUGUCGAAGUUAUCGACAAAAAGAUGCUACAGGAGCAGAUUGCCGCGGCGAAUGGCACACUGACGGCCGAGCUGGUACGCGAUCCCUCCCCGCCGGUUGUGCAAGCUCCGCAGAAGAAAGUGCGUCCGACGCGGGCCGAUCGCAAGAGUUUGGAUUCGAUUUCCAGUGCCGCUUCGGUGCAGAGUAUUUCCUCGGAUGAUUCUCCCGGCAAAACACGUUCAGGAGUACCGCGAACCGUAGGCAACCGAUCAACGGAGAGACGCCGUCAUGCGUCCAACACCUCGCCAUCUCGCGAUCGUCGUCGCAGUCCUGACAGACGUCGAAGUCCCCCUCGACGAAGCCCCCUUCGACGCCGCAGUCCGUUGCCAUUCAGGCGCAGUCCGCUACGUGGACGUCAUAGCCGAAGCCCACCACCAAGGCGCCGAUCGCGUAGUCCUCCACCACGGAGGCGAACAUCGCGGAGUCCUGUGCGAAGGCGUAGCCCUGUUAGCCGCCAUGAUCGUUCUCCGUUGCGUUUCGGGGAUAGGAAAUCCCGUUCACCCGUACCCGAGAAACGCAAGGCUCUGCCGACACCCAAAGAGCUGUCAUUGCAAGCAUCGGAAAUUGCUCACGAGCGUUACAAAUGGGAAAAGUAUCGAUGCUCCCUAGAGAUUGCCGUUGCGCAGUUGGAUAAGGCAUUCAAAGAGCAUGAAAAAAAUCCAGAGAAACAUCCGCUUUAUCCAGACGAAUGGAAAAAGUUCUGGAACAAACGCUACAAGGAGCUUCAGGCAGAAAAGAAAGACCCGUCGAAGCAUGACUUUAAACCAGAGUGGAUCGGAUACUGGACUAAGAGGAUGAAGGAACUACAUGACGAAGCGAUUGACAAGAAGAAAUCUGAGAUUAAGAAAAAAUUCAACUUGCCAGAUGAGGAUGCAGAGAAGGUGAAGAAUUUGAAGGAGCAGUACAAGGUGAAGGUGGCGAAAAAGAAACCCAUAGCUACAGAGCCAAUCGAGUCGAGUGAAGACGAAAGAAUGAGUGUGAAGUCCAAGAGUUCUGUAAAACAAAAAAGCAGUCGUGUGAAGCGUUCAAGAAGUCCAAUCAGCGACGAUGACUUCGAAGAGACGUCUCGUCAUAGCGGUAGCCACAGCAGACAUUACAGCAAGGAUCGGGAGCGUGAUAGAGCCAGAAGUUACCACCGAGGUCCAUCAUAUAUGCAACAUCAGCAGGGCUAUGAUGAUUGGGCUAGUAACUAUUACGGCCCGAACAAGAAAGUGUUUGUUCGCACCGAACUUGACGCCGAAGACACCAGUCCGCUCAACUUUGUUGCAGUGUGUCGGUUGCUGACCGCUUUGGAAGAUUAUUUAGGUAGUUUAGGGCCGAAAGUGAUUGACCUACUUUCGAAAUCGUUGGCUUUGGAGAAGGUCAAAGCAAACUCGGCAGAUGAGUUGCUUCUUAACGAAGAUAACUGCAUGUUCCUUGAAACUGUAAAAGAAAAGCUCAAAGGUCAUCUGAUGGCCGAUAUGGUUGAACUGCCAAAAAUAGCCCCAAUCAAGAAAGCGAUUAAGAACAUUGCCAGUCUAAUCCAUGAAGCAUCUAAGAAGGAGAAGAUAGAACCGCAACCAGAAGCAUCAACAAGUUCGGCGCAGAUCGCGUUCGGUCCAGAUGGGUCAGUGGACAAGGCCGCAAUUGCUCAAAAGUUGGCUGCUGCCUUGGUAGCACAAGGCAAGACUGACUUCACUAGUGAUGAGUUGGAAGAGCUGAUCAAUGUAUACGUUGCCAUGGCGGAGGCCUCAAAGGAAAAAGCUAAACCAGUAACGGCUAGCAGUUUUAUCAAUGAGACAAGUAGUGCUCCGGAAAAGAAUGAACCAGAGAAACGACAAGAAAGUUCAACGCGUCGUUCGGAACCGGAACCUGCUGACGACGGCAAUGCUUUGGAAGGUCUCACAGAUUCAGAUCUGCAAACUCUGCUUCAAAACUUCAAGGAUCUCUCAAACGAAGAACAGUUGCAUUUAAUUUCUCAUCUCAAGAAGUUGGAAAAAACUGAUCCUGUGCGAGUGGAAAAACUGCGCAGGUAUGUCAACUUAGACGAAAAGUCUUCGAACGAUCGUCAGAGAGAAGAGUAUUACGAAGAAGAUGAUCAGAAUUACAACGACGAUGAUAAUGGCGAAGACUUUAACGAUGACAGGCAAAACUACAACUUUUCAGUGAAUCAAAGCAGUCAAAUAAAAUCGUUGGUAUCUGGCAGUUAUGGUGACGACUCGCCAGAUCCAUUCGCUCAGAAGAAACUGAUUGAUUCGGAAGACGAAGACGACUACACCUACGACGAUGUAGUUCGAGCAGCUUCCAAAAACGUAGUAGUCCCUCCAAUGAACACCAACAGCAAAAAACCUCCAGCCCGCGGAAACGACUUCGCCGAGGAUAACUUUGAUGGGAACUCAAACUUCUCGCGAAACAGCAACGAACAGAGUAGUCAGCUCGAUACUCAGAACAUAAUUGCCAACUUAAUGGGAUCUCUGCCUAAACCUGGCUCGUCUCAAAGCCAGCAAGGCAGCUACGGUUCACCUAUUUCGACCAUUGGCCAACAGGAGAAACCCAGGCAAAAUCCCAGCAUUUACGACGGUUCAAAUCCCGCAUACGGUAGCAACCCGUACGGGAACAAUUCCAAUCACCCGCCCGGACCGGGUGCGGCACAGGGUGGCUUCAUGAACCAACAAAACCGACCGCAGUUUGCCCCAAUCCAAACCGCCAACACCAGCGUCAACAGCAUGCCGUACUACUACCAGCAACAGAUGCGGGCCCAGCAGCCGCCAAUGAACCCGCGGAUGCCGCAGCAUCAGCAGCAGCAGCAACAACAGCACAUGAACAGUUACGGCGGAGGUCGACCACAAAUGCAAAGUACCUUCCCCUGGCAGCAGAAUUCCGGCCAGCGACAGCCUCCACCAGGGCCGCCAGCGUAUCAACAACAGCAGCAAUACGGAAACAACUACUAUUGAAGUUGUGCCACCGGGUCCCCGAUGGCUUUACAUAGAAGAUUAUGUAAGAAUUAGGCGAUAUCGCUCGAAGGUAAAUCAUAUUUUCAUUAAGAUGAUAAACUAAACAUUAUUCUAUGAGAACUGAAAAGAUAAUUCUUAAUAAAUUUUAGUCGUAUGGAGAA